Molecule: messenger RNA, 713 nt
Organism: Carlito syrichta (Philippine tarsier)
Lineage: Eukaryota; Metazoa; Chordata; Mammalia; Primates; Tarsiidae
Gene: FRMD3
Product: FERM domain containing 3
Exons: 6
Cellular component (GO): cytoskeleton
Source: RefSeq, a predicted model, not a curated record
CCCGGGGUUGAGCCGCGCCCAGGUGUCCCGGCCCGUGCGCGCGCGAGGGUGUGUGUCCGCGCGGGCGAGCGCCGCGCCGGCCCCGAGCCUCCCGCUCGCUCCCCCGGGCCGCGGUGCAUGUUCGCCUCCUGCCACUGUGUGCGGAGAGGCGGGAGGACCAUGAAAAUGAUCCACUUUCGGAGCUCCAGCAUCAAAUCGCUCAGCCAGGAGAUGAAAUGCACCAUCCGGUUGCUGGACGACUCGGAGAUCUCCUGCCACAUCCAGAGGGAGACCAAAGGGCAGUUUCUCAUCGACCACAUCUGCAACUACUACAGUUUGCUGGAGAAGGACUACUUUGGCAUUCGCUAUGUGGACCCAGAGAAGCAAAGGCACUGGCUCGAACCUAGCAAGUCCAUCUCCAAGCAAAUGAAAUCUCAUCCACCAUACACCAUGUGCUUUAGAGUGAAAUUCUACCCACAUGAACCCUUGAAGAUUAAAGAAGAGCUCACAAGGUACCUUUUGUACCUGCAAAUUAAAAGAGAUAUUUUUCACGGUCGGCUGCUGUGCUCCUUUUCUGAUGCCGCCUACCUGGGUGCUUGUAUCGUUCAAGCUGAGCUCGGUGAUUACGAUCCUGAUGAACAUCCAGAGAAUUACAUCAGUGAGUUUGAGAUUUUUCCCAAGCAGUCACAGAAGCUGGAAAGAAAAAUAGUGGAAAUUCAUAGAAACGAACUCAG